CAGCCAGCAACAUGGUUCAGUGGACAGACUUUGAGCGCGCCACCAUCCAGAGCGUCUUCGAGAAGAUGGACUACGAUGACGUAGGCCCCGCGGCUCUUUCCAGGUGUCUGGUCGUGUACCCCUGGACCCAGAGGUAUUUUGGUAACUUUGGAAACCUGUACAACGCCGCUGCUAUCCAGGGAAACCCAAUGGUCGCCGCUCACGGAAAGACCGUCCUGCACGGACUGGACCGGGCUGUCAAGAACAUGGAUGACAUCAAGGCCACCUACGCAGAGCUGAGCGUGCUGCACUCCGAGAAACUGCGCGUGGAUCCCGACAACUUCCGGCUGCUGGCUGACUGCCUUACUAUUGUCGUUGCUGCGAGAAUGGGUGCUGCCUUCACCGCUGACGUCCAGGGUGCUUUCCAGAAGUUCCUGGCGGUGGUGGUGAGCUCCCUGGGCAAACAGUACCACUAGAGCCAACAGUACCACUAGAGCAAACAGUACCACUAGAACCCCUCCACUCAGAGACGGACGACCAUCAGAGAACCAA
Molecule: messenger RNA, 531 nt
Organism: Oncorhynchus nerka (sockeye salmon)
Lineage: Eukaryota; Metazoa; Chordata; Actinopteri; Salmoniformes; Salmonidae
Product: hemoglobin subunit beta
Exons: 3
Coding region: 12-455 (147 amino acids)
Biological process (GO): oxygen transport; hydrogen peroxide catabolic process
Cellular component (GO): haptoglobin-hemoglobin complex; hemoglobin complex; blood microparticle
Molecular function (GO): haptoglobin binding; organic acid binding; oxygen binding
Source: RefSeq, a predicted model, not a curated record